CGCCGAUGACGUUGCACAACAAAGAUGGCAGCGGGAAACAGCAACUACUGGGAAGAUUUGCGGAAGCAGGCCAGACAGUUAGAGAACGAGCUAGACCUGAAGUUGGUUUCCUUCAGUAAACUGUGUACCAGCUACAGCAGCUCACGCGAUGGCCGCAGAGGAGACAGCUCCGACACAACACCUCUUCUCAACAACUCCACUCAAGACAGAAUGUUUGAGACCAUGUCAGUCGAAAUCGAGCAGCUUCUUGCAAAGCUUACAGGAAUAAACGAUAAGAUGGCAGAGUACGCCAGCGCACCAGGAGUAACGUCUCUCAACGCCGCAUUAAUGCACACACUCCAGAGGCACAGAGACAUCCUGCAGGACUACACACACGAGUUCCACAAAACCAAAUCCAACUUCUUAGCUGUCAGAGAAAGAGAGGAUCUGCUUGGAUCAGUCAGGAAAGACAUUGAGACGUACAAGAGCGGCUCGGGCGUGAACAACAGACGAACAGAACUUUUCCUCAAGGAGCACGAGCACCUAAGAAACUCUGAUCGGCUCAUUGACGACACUAUAAGUAUUGCCAUGGCAACCAAGGAGAACAUGACCUCCCAGCGUGGCGUCUUGAAGUCCAUACAGAGCAGGGUCAACACCCUGGCCAAUCGUUUUCCUGCCAUCAACAGUCUCAUCCAGCGAAUCAACCUGAGGAAGAGGCGAGACUCUCUAAUCCUGGGUGGUGUCAUCGGCGUCUGCACCAUACUUCUGUUGCUCUAUGCGUUCCACUGAUCGACAGAGGAUCUGACAAAUUCCAUUUUUGGGGGUGGGUGGGUGGGUUCCGUGAGCGGUGGCGGGGCUCUGAGCGGAAGCUCAGCGACAGCGACGGGACCCUAGAGGCUACCGAGUAGACUCCCCACUCGGCCUAAUCAAAUAACAGAAUCGAUCGCGGCCAGCAUGGACUACCUUACUUGUAUUUAGCACUGGGUUGGAUGUGGCUCUUGAAGCGUUUUCGUUUUUCCUAAUACAAACCUGCUUUCUGACGACAUUAAAACGAGACCAAAUGAAACGAAAGGCCGGAAUCUUGGUUACGAGGUGCAGCCCGAAACGCUUCGUUACGGCAUCGUGAAAUUGUGCUGCCGCUGUUGAUUACUGGGGUGAAGAGGAUAUUAAUGUGAUGGUCCUUUCAGUAAAGGAGAUGUUCAUCAUGUUAUGUACCUUGUGAUUUAAUAAAUUAUUCAUAUAUGUA
This is a messenger RNA of Trichomycterus rosablanca, 1225 nucleotides long. It is a transcript of the gene gosr1, whose product is annotated as golgi SNAP receptor complex member 1. Gene Ontology annotation, biological process: vesicle fusion; endoplasmic reticulum to Golgi vesicle-mediated transport. The transcript has 9 exons. The record is from RefSeq and is a predicted model, not a curated record. Gene Ontology annotation, molecular function: SNAP receptor activity. The coding region runs from base 25 to 768 and encodes 247 amino acids. Lineage: Eukaryota; Metazoa; Chordata; Actinopteri; Siluriformes; Trichomycteridae. Gene Ontology annotation, cellular component: Golgi membrane; SNARE complex; Golgi medial cisterna.